This is a messenger RNA of Penaeus vannamei (Pacific white shrimp), 2058 nucleotides long. The record is from RefSeq and is a predicted model, not a curated record. NCBI's taxonomy places the organism in Eukaryota, Metazoa, Arthropoda, Malacostraca, Decapoda, Penaeidae.
CAGAUCUUCUCAACGUCAGCAUACAGCGGGAUGUCCUAAGCAUCCCCGGCCCUGUGGUGUGUCUGGCCGCUUUUGAGGAACAGCUGAUGGUCGUCUUCCACAGUGGGAUGGGUGUCUCUGGCGAUCAGCACAUGGCAGCCAUCGUCCUGAGCGUAAAUGGAAACAAGCACCCCGUUCCCCUCUCUUGCCCCUUGCCCCUCUCCCCCCGCUCCUACCUGGCCUGGGCUGGAUUCACUGACGAGGGUACUCCAGCCGUCAUGGACAGUGCUGGCAUCAUUCGCAUGAUGCACUUCAAGUAUGGCUACAACUGGACAGUCAUCCUCAACACAAAGAAUCAUACAAAAGGCAAGAGUGACAAUUACUUCAUGCUGGGUGUGAGCGAAACACAGGGCAAUGUACGAUGCAUUCUCUGCAAGGGUGGGCGCUAUCCUCCUGUGUUGCCCAAACCCCAUGUCUCCAUCAUUAGCAUACAGGUACCAUUAUGCGAGUUAGAAACGGAGAAGGGUGGCCUCGAAGAGAAGACGCUGCGCUCUGGUCUCCUGCUGAAUUCCCUAGAGCGUCUUGGGCGCCAGGGCUAUGACGUAGAGGACUCGAAGAAUGAAGCUGACAAGAUCCUUAAGGAAGCCAUGAUUAAGCUGUUUGCUCUGGCGUGCCGCACUGAGCGUGAGUCUCGAGCCUUGGAAGUCUGCCAGCUGAUGCCAUCAUACCAUACUGUCCAGCUGGCUAUAAAGUAUGCAGGAAAGCUUCACCGUCUCCAGCUGGCAGACAAACUGGGCGAGGUUGCAUCAGCCAAGAUGCAGGAAGAAAUGGAGAGAGCUGCCAAGGCACAAGGGGUUGAGGAAGACGAUUUACAAAUGUACGGCAGCGGCAUGAGAAGAAUAAGAACAAGAGAUGAAGAUGAGGACGAAGAGGAUGAUUACUCUGAACAGGUUCAGGAAUCAGUGGAAAAUGAGGAAGCGGUUGUUGACAACCCAUUACUAGCAGCUGCAUCGAGAAGAGAGAAUACCACCCCACGUGGAGGCCUCCUCUCCUCGCAGAACUCAAAGAACCCCUUCAAGAAAAGUGGCACUCCCUCAUCAGCACCGCAGAGUGGGAAGCGAGGCAUCAAUGUCAUCGAUCAGUUCAGAAAAGCCCAGAAAAAGAUGGACUCCAGCCCAGUGUUGAGGCCUGUUGUUAAAAAACCACAGGCCAAGCAAACAACACUCAAGAAAGAGUCGCAGGAAGAGCCACCGGUUCCUUCAGGGAAGGAAAAUGUCUCGGAGAAUAUACCUGAGGAGACCCCCAAACCAUCUGCAACAAACCCAUUUAAGAAAGUGGAGAAGGCCACUGAUACUCCUCCCAAGAAGCAGUCAGCACUACAGCUGUGGUUGGCUGACAAUGAGAAAGUUGUGAAGGAAAAGUACCCUGAUGCCAGUGAGAAGGAUCUGCUGGCCAAGGCUGCAAUGAUGUUCAAAGAUGUGGAUGCUGAUACAAAGCAGAAAUACAAAGCUCUGGCAACUGGUACUCCUACGGCAACAACGACACCAGCAGCAGAAACGACCACAGCCCCAAAUGAAGAAGAUAAAAAGCGAAAACGCGAGGAAACCACUCCAGAAUCUCCCAUUGAAAAGAAGGCCAAGGGUUCAGGCUUAAACAAGCUUGCUGCAUUUGCUUUCAACAAAGAUUCAUAGUUCUUGUGAUGGCUUUUUGUAUAUAUUUGUGUAAAUGUUUUUAUAAAGAGAUUAGUUUUAACUUUUUCUUUUAAUGUACCAUUUUCUAGAGAUAUUUACCUUAGGUUUUUUCAUAUAUAACUGAGUAGAAUUAUUUUGUAUUUAUUUUUGUUCAUCAGAUCUAAUUAUAGUUGUGGAUGCAACAUAUUAAAUACAAUAAUAUGCUUUAGAAUUUGAAACAUUGUAAAAAAUAUAUAUGACAAACCAUUGAUAUUUAUUUUAUAAAAUUAAUUGAAAAAUCUGUAUAAAAUUAUAAAUCUAUUUAACCAGGAAGAUGUGAAGUAACCCUACCAUCUGAGAAACAAGUGUACAAGAUGCUUCCUUUCUGAAUAAAGCAGAAAAUACAUGA